Molecule: messenger RNA, 252 nt
Organism: Cavenderia fasciculata
Lineage: Eukaryota; Evosea; Eumycetozoa; Acytosteliales; Cavenderiaceae
Exons: 1
Coding region: 1-252 (83 amino acids)
Source: RefSeq, a predicted model, not a curated record
AUGGCUGGUAACACUCACCUCAUCAGACAAUACAGUGAUGCUUAUGUGGACACUAUCUAUUUAACAGUGGACCCUUCGACAAGGUCGCUGUUCUGUUUAACCUACAACUUGUCACGUACUGGUAAACGUGCCGCAGAGUCUAUCGAUGUUGGUGCCAAAGUUGCUUCAAUCGGUGCUAUCCAACAUGUCGAAUCGGAAAUCAUUGAAGCACUCAAAAAAAAGAUCAAAACUGGUUCACGUUUUAGAACAUAG